AUGAUCCGCGAUUCAAGAAAAUCGAGACGGGGGAAACAGCGAAAAAAGCUCCCAUUGCCGGUUCCGGAAAAAAUCUUCGAGAUCACAACAUGUCGUACGGAGACAUGGACUUUGCUGAUAUUGAUAUGGAAUUGGAGGAAAUUGCAGCAGCAGAGGUGGAAAAUAAUCAGCCAGAUGAGGAAGAAUUAUUGCAAGGAGCACCACUUCCGGCAGCAGAAAUUCCUCAACAAGACAUCGAUCAUCCAAUUCUUGAAGCACAACAGGCAGGUGACGGUCAAGUCGCACAACCACAACAGGCAGGUGAUGGUCCAGUUGCAGAACCACAGCAAGUAG
This is a messenger RNA of Venturia canescens, 333 nucleotides long. RefSeq lists its product as uncharacterized. The coding region runs from base 1 to 333 and encodes 110 amino acids. The transcript is spliced from 4 exons. The record is from RefSeq and is a predicted model, not a curated record. Lineage: Eukaryota; Metazoa; Arthropoda; Insecta; Hymenoptera; Ichneumonidae.